AUGGCCCGAUCUCUACCUUCAAAGCUAUUAAUAGCAUUCUCCUCCAUCCUCCUCGCUCACGCCUGCUACUCCGCCCACGAACACUCCCUCCUCUCCACCACGGCCGCAGCCGCUCACGACUCCUCUUCUUCCUCUCCACAUUCCGCGACAAUAACAUCAGGUUCAACACUCCCUCUAGAUAUCACCCUCGAAACUUUAUUGUCGGUAUCAUUACUUUUGGUCGGAAUCGUCAGCUCAGGAUGGGAAUUAAAGCCUAUCAGUCUUAGGAGUUACGCCGGUGGAGUUGAGAGUGGAAAGAUUUUGGUGGAUGGGAAGAAAGGGAAAGGAUUGUUUGUGGGGUUGGAGGAGAGGGCUGGAUUUGCGGAUAUCAGGAAACAACGGAAGGAGUUCACGGAUUGGAUGAAGACGCAGGGUAGGGUUGAGUGA
Molecule: messenger RNA, 426 nt
Organism: Orbilia oligospora ATCC 24927
Lineage: Eukaryota; Fungi; Ascomycota; Orbiliomycetes; Orbiliales; Orbiliaceae
Exons: 3
Coding region: 1-426 (141 amino acids)
Biological process (GO): protein folding in endoplasmic reticulum
Cellular component (GO): EMC complex
Source: RefSeq, a predicted model, not a curated record